AGGGAAAAGACUUUGUUGAUGCCAUUGAGUACUUAAAUGACCCAGGGAACAAAGAGAAACUUCAACGCCUGCUGAGUGAUGAAUCCUGGGAGAGAUUUGUGGCUGCAGCCAAGUUGUCCAGGGAUGCGGCAGAUGCACUCUAUGCAGACUUGCGCCAGCUGGAAAUACUCCUGGCCGUGGAAGACGAAGACAUGCCCUCAGCAGAGCAGGAGCAUAGGGAGAGGUUUAUGAAGCAGUUUCCUCAGGUGAAACAGGACCUUGAGGAACGCAUAGGAAAGCUCUACGCACUUGCUGAUGGGGUUGACAAGGUGCACAGGGACUGCACCAUCACCCAAGUGGCGGCUUCUUCCACCGGCGCUGUGUCUGGCAUCCUGACCGUCGUUGGCCUGUCUCUAGCACCGGUGACAGCAGGGGUUAGUCUGGUGCUUUUGGCAACUGGGUUGGGACUGGGGGCAGCAGCUGCUGUGACCAGUGCGACCACUGGCAUCGUGGAGUUCUCAAAGAACGCAUCAGCUAAAGCAGAAGCCAGCCGCCUAUUGUCAACCGGCAUUGACACAGAGAAGGUGGUCAAGGAGUUUCUAAGUGGCAUCAUACCCAAAAUGGUUUCCUCAGGUAAUAAGGUCAUCCAAUCCCUGAAAGACAUUGUGAAGAAUGCCGGUGCCUUCAAUCUGGUCAAAUCCAAUCCUCUCUUAGCAGCGGAGGCCACGAGCAUCAUGCGCACGGGGGUAAUGUCAGUCCAAGGUGGCAACCAGCUGCAGAAAGCUAUUGGAGGCACUGUUGUGGCCAUAAGCAAAGGAGCCAGGGUCUUUGGUAUCGCCGCUGCAGGUGUUUUCCUUCUCAUGGAUGUAAUCCAGCUGGUGAAGGAGUCAAUGCACUUACAUAAGGGCACAAAGGCUCAGUCAGCUAAAGAGUUGAGGCAGCAG
Messenger RNA from Myotis davidii, 923 nucleotides. RefSeq names its product apolipoprotein L3-like. Gene Ontology annotation, biological process: lipid transport; lipoprotein metabolic process. Gene Ontology annotation, molecular function: lipid binding. Gene Ontology annotation, cellular component: extracellular region; membrane. The record is from RefSeq and is a predicted model, not a curated record. The annotation marks the transcript as partial. The transcript is spliced from 3 exons. NCBI's taxonomy places the organism in Eukaryota, Metazoa, Chordata, Mammalia, Chiroptera, Vespertilionidae.